AUGGAUGGAUUGAACGUAACGGAUGAUUUGCACAGUGCAGGCAGAUCAUCUGCAGUUGACAAUCUGGCAUUCGAUGCAGAUGAAGUCCCGCAAUGUGAAAAGGACGAGACCGACCGGAAUUCAGAUAUUUCUGACGAUGGCUCAAAUGAGCAGGUCAGAUCAGUGUUUCAGACGAAACAGGGCAGGAAGAGCAUUGACAUCUACUGGGUCUCUGAUGAUGGAGGUCUGACUCUUUUAGUGCCAUAUUUGUUGACCAGAAGAAACCGCUGGAAAAAGAGUAAACUCAGAGUGUUUAUUUUAGGAGGUCGAGAAACCAUGGAGGAAGACCGUAAAGACAUGAAAAUGCUGUUAAAGAGAUUCCGACUUGAGAUUGAGGACAUUGUCGUGUUAACAGACGUGGAUAAACCUCCUCUAGCUAAAAAUUUGCAGCGCUAUGAGGAAACCAUCGCCCCCUUCAGGCUGAGUGAAGAACAGGCUGGAGGAGACAUACAGGAGCUCAAGAGACUGAGUCCAUGGAAAGUUUCCAACAAAGACCUGGAGGCCAUAAGACCAAAGGUGGAGAGAACGGUGAGACUAAACGAAAUCAUCAAGAGGAACUCAAUUCACGCUGCUUUGGUUGUAAUUUCUCUUCCAGUCCCUGAUGUCACCUGUCCCAGUUCUCUCUAUAUGGCCUGGCUGGACGCGCUGAGCUACGGCAUCCACUGUCCUGUCCUGCUCAUACGAGGAAACCAGGAGAACGUCAUGACCUUCUACUGCCAGUAAAUGUGACUGUUCGUCAAUAAACACAUAUAUUACUGCACGUAAAGCUGUUGUCAGUUUCAGUGAUGUAAAGAUGUUAAACCUGUUGAACUGAAUUGAGCUGCUUAAUCAUCUUGUAUGUAUAUGAUUGUAUGACUGUGGAUGUAUGUUUAUUUCACAGGUUCUUAUGUCAGUAUAAUCUAUCUUUGAUGAUACAGGUUAACAAUUCAGUUAGAAAGGAUACAAUAUAAUGGGAAAGCACUUUGUCUCUGAUCUCUGGACCUUCAUUUCAGGGUAGAGGUUUCAUGCAAUUUAGACAAGACACAGUUAUAAUAUUAUAAAAUAAGUUUAUUUGCUUAUGCUUUUUAAAAUUACAUUUCAUUGACCAAAACAUUAUAAUGAAUAAUUUAGAAAGUUACAUUUUGACUACAUAUAAAUACUAGAUUAUUGCGAAUUACAAGUAUGUUUUGAUCUGCUUUUCAAUGUGAAAAAUACAAUUUAGCACAAUGGCGAACAUCUCAACUUUCAUUGAUUGUCUCAUUA
Labeo rohita (rohu) is the source of this 1281-nucleotide messenger RNA. RefSeq names its product solute carrier family 12 member 3-like. The record is from RefSeq and is a predicted model, not a curated record. Gene Ontology annotation, molecular function: sodium:potassium:chloride symporter activity. Bases 1 to 762 code for a protein of 253 amino acids. Gene Ontology annotation, biological process: chloride ion homeostasis; sodium ion transmembrane transport; potassium ion import across plasma membrane. Gene Ontology annotation, cellular component: membrane. The transcript has 8 exons. NCBI's taxonomy places the organism in Eukaryota, Metazoa, Chordata, Actinopteri, Cypriniformes, Cyprinidae.